Nilaparvata lugens (brown planthopper) is the source of this 2148-nucleotide messenger RNA. RefSeq lists its product as uncharacterized. Gene Ontology annotation, biological process: signal transduction. Gene Ontology annotation, molecular function: GTPase activator activity. NCBI's taxonomy places the organism in Eukaryota, Metazoa, Arthropoda, Insecta, Hemiptera, Delphacidae. The record is from RefSeq and is a predicted model, not a curated record. Bases 226 to 1791 code for a protein of 521 amino acids. The transcript has 10 exons.
UGAUCAGCUGUUAAUAACGUCAAAUGGAAACGAAGGAAGCCAUAUUGAUUUUUUGAAAGAUGGAGUGGAAGGUGUGGUUGCUAUUACAAUGUUUACCGUUUUAGAAAUUUUGAUUGAAAGUAGUUUAUACAACUUUUAGUUGUUUUUUUUUACUGUGCAUUUAUAAUUCAUAUAAAACUUCAGAUGAAGGAAAUAAGGUGAGUUGAUAGUUUGACUGGUCAUAGAAUGACCAGUUGGGCAGAAAGAAUGCAUCGCAGGGCUGCCACGUUUAGUAAUGUAGUUACAUCAUGCGGACAUCCAACUGUUCCUUAUCCGAGGAGACUUGAAAAGGUGAAGUUCGGCGUGCCGCUGGACGAGGUGUGCAAGAACGACAUCCCGGGCCCACUGCUGGUGCUGAUCCUAAAGCUGAACAAGGAGGCGCCGAUGAAGAAGGACGUGUUCCGCGCGCCCGGCCACCAGGCCAACAUGAAGAAGCUGGUGCACUUCCUGCAGGCUGGCCGGCUCGUCAACAUGGACAACUUCUCGGUCUACACCAUCGCUUCCGUCCUCAAGAAGUUCCUGCGCAAACUGCCCGGCGGCAUCUUUGGCGGCCGCCACAACGAGCAGCAGCUGUUUGCCGCCGUGCUGCAGGAGGCCGUCAGCACCAAGCAGCAGUGCGCAGAGAUUCACAAAUUGAUAGCGACACUACCGUUGCACACCCAGCGGCUGCUUGUGCUGCUGUUCGGCACAUUCCGCGUGAUCUCGACGAACGCAGAGCGAGCGCGCACCGGGAUGACCAGUGAGGCGUUGGGCGUAUCAGUGGCGCCCAGCUUCUUCCAGAGCUGCGUCAGCGACGGAAAGACUGCCAAAAUGGAAGAUGUUCUAAGAUAUAAGGUAGCUACAAGAAUAAUGAAAUUUUUCAUAGAUAAUUUUGGAACUUAUGAUUUAUUUGGAAGAACCAAUUACGAGUUCUAUGCGCGAAUCACUGGACGGAUAUUGAAAGUGCAGGAUGACUGGAUAUUUAGCUUUCGUUUUCCUUCGGAAAUAAUUUCUAGUGAUCUGUCGAAUGACACCGAAAAAACGUGGUUGCAGUAUGAGUGCGAAAGAUGGGGAUUGCGCUGCUUUAACCUUGAAACAAUGUCGCACCAGGAGGAAAGCCAGAGUACGCCGGCGCUGAUCCAGCUGCCUGAUACAAUGGACGACGUCGCCUGCUGCAGUUCGCUCAGCAUCAUCCCCGAGAACAACCUCCUCGAGAGCUGCACCCGCCUUUCCAUCAGCUUGGAGGAGAAUGGCCUCUUCAAGGGCUCCAGUCGCUCUUCGUCGAGUAGUGCGACGGCGACCGCAAGUCACAGCCACCACAUGACCUUGGAUGAGUUGCGCGCCGUCAACCGAUACGCAGAGAGCACCAAAAGUCUGUCCUACUUGCCGCAGGUGCACGAACGGCAGACAGCCAGAAUGAGGACACGAUCCGAGUGGUUCUUGAACCCGAGCGGGAAGCUAGGCCACAGCAUGGACAGUGAUCCCACCUCCAUGCACAUACUCAGGGGCUCCAAUACGCUCACUCUCAGCUCCUCCGGCAAUAUUUGCUGCGGCACAACGAUGGGUCUGAGCGCUAGCGCCGAGUCGGUGUCGAAGCGACCGAGCAUCAUUCGCCGCAACUCGAGUCGCUCGUCGCGUCACGCGCGCGGUUCGUCGCGACGCCGCAACAAGGAGAACGGCGCCAACAAGGGAGCAGUCGCUGCCCCUCCGUCGACCCCCGGGGGUGGUGCCCCACCUGACAAUCACCUGCACCUCUACAACCCGCGCAUCUAGUAGAGCGCCCCCACCCCCACCAACUCUCUCUCAGGGAAUUCAUCUCUUACUGUUGUGUUCGCUUGCUCGACUAAAUUCAAUUCAAGAUUCUACAUUCAGCAAUGAUGUAUUGAUGUCAAACCGUCAUUGAAAGGAAGGAAAGCAUUGAUAUUAUAAGGUAUGCUGUGAAGAAAAUAACUUGUGGAUAAUUAUGGUGUAAACAUAGCUUCACUUGGCAUGCUCUAUUCCCUUCAGCAUUGAUUGCAAGGCAGGUGUUGAUGUUAUUUGUGAGGACUGCUGACUUGAAAGUCGGCAUUUAUUGAAAGAGAAGCAUUUAUAUUACCAUAGCCAUCUCUAAUACAAGGCCCUGGCCUACGA